Molecule: messenger RNA, 6029 nt
Organism: Mus caroli (Ryukyu mouse)
Lineage: Eukaryota; Metazoa; Chordata; Mammalia; Rodentia; Muridae
Biological process (GO): regulation of transcription by RNA polymerase II
Molecular function (GO): DNA-binding transcription factor activity, RNA polymerase II-specific; RNA polymerase II cis-regulatory region sequence-specific DNA binding
Source: RefSeq, a predicted model, not a curated record
CGGUACGGGAACCGCGGCAAAGACUGCAGCUGCGCGCGCGACUCCUGGACUGCGCGGCCGGCUGUGUUGGCGGUACGGGAGCCGCGCGGGGGCGAUGUGCCGCAGCUUUGUUUCGCCUAGUAGAACCUGAUUUCCCAGUCUUUCCGGUCCUUGGGAAGCGGAUUCUGCAAUCCUUGAAUGUCUUCUCCAUCCAAAUGCUUUUGUUGUUGCUGCUUGAUUGACAACUGAAAUCCCUCGGUUCCCAGGCCCGCCCCCACAUUGCCAAACUCACUGGGCCACAGGUCCCUGUGAGCAACAUGGGGGUGCAAGGAGUGUGGCCAUCUGUGAUGCUGUUGGGCGAUUUGUAGGGAUUCAGCUUCUUUAAUGCUGAGACAUGACUUUAUUUGAAAAGACUGUUAGAAAUAGGGAGAAGGCCCGAGAUAAAAAGUGUGAAACGUGUCAAGAGGUGGCUAGAAGAGAAGGGCUUUGCUUGGAGGGAUAUGUCAACAGUAUUAAGGAGUCUGUAUCUUUUGAGGAUGUGGCUGUGAACUUCACUGCGGAGGAGUGGGCUUUACUGAAUUCUUCCCAAAAGAGGCUACACAGAGAUGUGAUGCAGGAAACCUUCAGGAACUUGGCUGCCAUAGCAAAAAAGCAAGAAGACUGGAUCCUUGAAGAUAGCUCUGAAAAUUUAAGAAAAAUUCCUCCCAUUUCAGUUCAGACUGACUAUAAACUAUGUGAGAGUCAAGAAUGCACAGAGAAACCAGGCACAUGUAAGAAGUGUGGGAAAUUCUUUAGUUCUCCCCAAAGUUUUCUGGAACAUAUGAAGACUCACAAUGAAGAGAAAACUUACAAAUAUAAGCAAACUGAAGACAGUUUUAGCAGACACAGUUUUGUUCAGGGGCAUGAAAGAAUGCAUGCUACGGAAAAGCCCUGUGUUUUAAAACAAAGUGGGAAAGACUCUUUGACUCUUGCUGGUAUUCAACAGCACAUAAUAACACAUAAUGGAGACGAGCCAUAUAUAUGUAAAGUAUGUGGUAAAGCCUUUUACUCUUCCAGUUCUUUCUUGACACAUAAAAGAACUCACACUGGAGAACAGCUUUAUAUAUGUAAGCAAUGCGGCAAAACCUUCACUUAUUCCAGUGGCCUUCGUCGCCAUGAAAGGACCCAUAGUGGAGAGAAACCCUAUGAAUGCAAGCAAUUUCUGAAAGUCUUUCCUUCUUUGAGGAAGGUUGAAAGUCAGGAACAAACUCACAAUGGAAUAAAAUACAUAUGUAAUCAGUGUGGGAUAGCCUUCAGUGAUCACUGUUCCCUUCAGUGCCAUGAAAAGAUUCAUAGUUUAGAGAAACCCUAUGUAUACAAGCAAUGUGGGAAGACAUUCACUUGUUCUAGUGCCUUGCGAAGACAUGAACGAAUUCAUACUGGAGUGAAACCCUAUGAAUGCAAGGUUUGUGGGAAAGCCUUCAUUGAUUGCAGUUCUCUUCAGUGUCAUGAAAGGAUUCAUAGUGGAGAGAAACCUUAUGUAUGUAAGCUGUGUGGGAAAGCGUUCAGUCGUCAGGGCUCUCUGAAGUGUCAUGAAAGAAUUCAUAGUGGAGAGAAACCCUAUGCAUGUAAGCAGUGUGGGAAAGCCUUCAUGCACCACAAUGCUCUUCGAUACCAUGAACAGAUUCACAGGGGAGAGAAGGCCUAUGGCUGUAAGCAGUGUGGGAAAGCCUUUGUGUUGAGCAGCGCACUGAAAAAACACGAGCGGAUACAUAGUGGAUUGAAACCUUGUCUAUGCAGGGUGUGUGGGAAAGCCUUCACGUUUCACAGUUCCCUCCAUUGCCAUGAAAGGACUCAUACUGGGGAGAAACCCUAUGUGUGUAAGCAGUGUGGGAAAGCCUUUAUGUAUCACAGUUCUCUCCGUUGCCAUGAAAAUAUACACAGUGCAGAGAAACCCUAUGUGUGUAAGCUGUGUGGGACAGCCUUCACUUAUCACAGUUCUCUUCAACGCCAUGAAAGAAUCCACAGAGGGGAGAAACCAUAUGUAUGUAAAUUCUGUGCGAAAGCCUUCACUGAUCACAGUUCCCUACGAUGCCAUGAAAGAAUUCACACGGGAGAGAAACCGUAUGUAUGUAAACAGUGUGGGAAAUCCUACAGUACUCAUGGUUCCCUUAGAUACCAUGAAAAGGUGCACUGUGUGUAAGCCACGUUGGAAGACCUUCUCCUCUUUGAAUAAGUUUUAAUUUCAUUAACUCAAAAGAAAAACAAACAAACAAACCAUGUGGAUAUAAGCUAUGUGAAUAAGCCUUAGCAUGUUCUGGUUCCCUUAAAAAAAAAAAGAAUGGAGACACAGUGGAAACUUAUCUCUAAAUAUAAACUAAAGGAAAGCUCCAGAUCUCUCUAGCAAACAUGAUGGCAUAAUGAAUUUAACUUGUAUCAAUGUAAAGCAUGUGAGAUUAUCUCUACUUGUCUCAGUUCACUUCUCAAAAACCACUAUGGAGAUGAGGAGAUGUCUCAGUUUGUAUAGUCUCAUGCCAUAGAAGCAUGAGAUCCUGGGUUUAAAUCCUCAGCACCCAUAUAAAAGCCAGACAUGAUGGCAUAUCCCUGUAAUCCAGUGGUAGGGAGGCAGAGACAAAAGAGACCCUGAGGCUUGCUGGUUAGCUGGUCCAUGAUGGCAAUGCACAUGUAUGGAGUUUCCUGUGGAAGCCUAAACUUGGAAUGGAAUUAGACCAACUUUAUUUCCAGUUUCUUCUAAAACUGCCCACUGACUAGCUUUAGGAUUAACUCCUGCAUCAAUAUUCUUCAAAUCACUGGACAACUUUGGGCAUCAAGUCAGUUCAGGUCUAAUAAGAGAGUUCUCAAAAAAUAAAGUGGAGAAUGAUUAAGGAAGACACCCAACACACAAAAGUCUGGAUUUUCCUACUAGGCUCUUGUCAUUACAUCAAUCUUUGGCCUCUGUGCAAGUACAGUGUGUACCCACACAUAUGAACACUCAUCCACACAAUCAUGCACACCACACACAAAAAAGAACACACCAUAUCAAGAACCUCCAUUAGAAGAAACAUGUAAGUCUUCAGUUGUCCAGUAUAUCAAAAUACACAGUCAAAACCUUAUAAAUUUGGUAGAACUGUCUUUUGUAGCAUAUAAUGUCAAAGUCUGAUGCAAUACGAUUCUGUUAACACAACUAAUGUGAAGAGCCUGGUAUAAAAUAAUUUGUGUAGAAUGCUUUAGAAAUUGCACAGUUUAGAGGAGGGCUUGUCAGUGGCACAUUUGUAGGUAGAUCUGAAUAAUACAGUGUGCUCAUUUUAUUCUUAAAAAUAAAUGUUUUAGUGAAAUUAUUUAAUAAGAUUUACUUAGUUGCAUGUGCUUAAUCUAUAGUUUCACUGUUAGUAAAUUAAUUUAAACAUUGAAUUGAAAUGUCUUUCUAAUAUGUGAACAGUUUUAAUUUUUGUGUAUUUUUUAAAUAAUUGUGUCUAAUGAACCUAUAAAAAUGUUUAAUUGGGCUGGGAAAGUGACUCAAUGGAAAAUCAUCAGGACUGAGGUCAUAUCCCCAGUACCCAUGUAAAAAGCCACAUGUAGCCAAAACAUGCCUGUAACAUCAUUGUUGAAAGUGGGGAUGGUGCUGGAAGAUUAUUGUGACUUGCUGACAAGCUCCAAGACUAGUGCAAGACUAUGUCACAGCAAAGAUGCAGAGGCAGUAGAAGAGGAUGCUUGAUGAUGUCCUCUGGCUUCCACUCAUGCAAGCUAGGUGCUCUCACAAAAGGCAUUUAAUAGUCUGGAUUUCCCUACUAGACUCUUGUCAUGGAAUACAUAUAUAUAUUCAGAACAAAUGACUUUUUUUUUUUUAUUCAAGACAGGGUUUCUCUGUAUCCCUGGCUGUCCUGGAACUCACUUUGUAGACCAGGCUGACCUCGAACUCAGAAAUCUGCCUGCCUCUGCCUCCCAAGUGCUGGGAUUAAAGGCGUGCGCCACCACAAAUGACUUUUAAAGUGGAUUUAAUUAUUUUUCACUUUUUUUUGCCUUAAGAAAAUCAAUUACUUUAUUUUUUCUCAAAUACACAGAAAAUUAGUCUGAGGAGAGGUUUCGUGACAUAAAUUAUAUAAAGUAUAUACAAAAAUCUAAGAAGGGCAGGAUAGAAGCCCCACUGCCUAGGUCCUGCCCAUCAGAGGGGAAGCCAGGUCUUUGAUAGUUUUGGAGUUCAGGUGAGGGAUUCUGACCUUCAGGAGUCUGCUGCUGGCAUACUUGACAGUAAUGAACUUGGUGAGAUUUUCAUUGACUUUCACGUUCUUGGCCAAGUGCUUCGUGACUUCCGGUGCUUCACUCUCCAUGUAUCCUGUGUAAUACUGCUGCUUUAAAUUGCGUUUUCCUUGGCCCAGCACCAUCCAAGAGAGGCAGGAAGCAGCAGCUGCAGCAGGAGUGUCAGCUCCAUCGGAUACUUGGCUAAAGUGUGUUGUUCAACAUCGACCUCCCUGGCGUUUGAGGCUCACCUUAAGAAGUAGAAUGGUGAAGUCCAGCCCAACUCCAAAUUCAGCUCUUUCAAAAUCAGUUUCCAUUUCUCAGAUUUGGAAACUGGAGUAAGCAUUGUCUAAGAUAUAAACAAAGUCUUCAGUACUCAGAGAAAGCAUCAUAUUUGGAAGCCAAAAGGAGAGCUGUGAUCCCAACCAGCUGCAGCUUCUUCCCGCAGAUCAGCUGAACAUGUAGGAACUGGUCCAUGAUGGCAAUGCACAUGUAUGGAGUUUCCUGUAGAAGCCUAAACUUGGAAUGGACUUAGACCAACUUUAUUUCCAGUUUCUUCUAAAACUGCCUGCUGGUUAGUCAUAUAGCUUUAGGAUUAACUCCUGCAUCAAUAUUCUUCAAAUCACUGGUCACCUUUGGGCAUCAGAGUAGCAACAUGAGCGCCACCCUGGAAAGUGUAGAUGAGGCAUAGCCACUCUGGUCCACAGCACCACCAGGAGUUUUAUUCUUGGCUUUUAAUAUUUUCUCCAAAUAAGAAUUCUGUACAUAUUUUAUAGUUUUAACUAUUUUCAACAGUAUGUGUGUGUGUGUGUGUGUGAUUUUUUAUAAAUAUUGACAACCUAUCUGCAAAAUAACCAUAAAAAAAUCAACUUUACAUUUUUCAAAUUUUUCCUUUCAUCAGAGUCAUUAUUGCCCAAAUGCUGAUGAAAAUUCCUUAUGUAAUGGGAUCUUACUAAUUAAUGCUCUAUUCCUAUGUAAAUUUUAUCAUAUUUAUGUUACAGCUUUUUAUCAUAGUUUUCCCUUCACUUUUCUUACCAAAAGAGACAUCCCACUGGUUUAAGCAAUGAUCACAUCAAAUGUAACAGAUUACAGUAAUGAAUCUAUCUACAUACCAUAUCUGAUCUGUUCAUCAGAAAUAUCAUUUUAUUUUAUUAUUUUGUGUUUGUGUGGCAUGUGUGAGCACAGUGGGUGUGGUCCAUGCGUAGAUGUCUGUGCCUGUGUUCCUUUGGAGGCCAGAGGAGGAUGUCCUUCUGCCCCACUUUUUGCCUUAAUCCCUUGACACUAUGUCUCUCCCUGAACUAAGAGCUAGGCUAAUAAUCAUCCCUUGAUGUUGCGUCUGUAGGUAAUGUUUAGGUAAAUUGCCAUAGUAGAACCCUAAGAAGGGUCCUGCAUAGCUCUGAAGUGCAGUAAAGGUCUCACUGCACAGAAGUAAUUUCCAAACAUCUCUUGCUUGACAGUGUUGUAAAGCAGGAGCAUAGAAGCAAGCACAAACCAUGUAGCUGCUCUAAUCAUAGUGUAGAUGUAGAACAUACUAUUUGCAAAUAAGAGUACUUCUAUUUUUGAGACAAGAGAGUGGGUGAACCAAGGUUGAAACACCCACUCAGAGCUAUCAAGAAAAGUAGGUAUUAGCAGGUGACAGCAUACAGAAGCUGAGGUGUGUAUCAAUCUUCGUGGAAACUCACUGUGUAAACAAAGCUUUCAUUGUGGGCCUAACGUCAGCUAGUGUUCUCAGCACUGGCACACAUAAACACAAGGAUAGAUGAUAAAUUUGUUAUGCUAAUUAGCAAAUGUGAUAUCAAUUAGCCAUCUUUUAAUAUUACAGUCAGUUCAUAUAA